UACUAAUCUGUUUAAUUGAUUCAGAUCAUUUGAUUAUAAAAAUAUAUAUUACUACAAAAACAUAAUUCUGUUUAGAAUGGAUUUUUCGAGCAAUGAAAAACUAUAUAAAGAAGUACUAAAAGCGCGUGAAAGGAUAAAAGGACACGUCUGGAGAACCCCUCUGGAAUUUUCUGAUUAUUUAUCAAAAGAAACAGGAGUGAAUGUGUAUUUGAAAUACGAGUCCGAUCAAGUCAGCGGCACAAUAAAAGCGAGGGGAGCUUUCAAUACUGUGCUCAAGAUGUCCGAAAGCAAUGGGAAACAGAAAAAAGAUAUAUGCCCAAAAAAAAUCGUUGCUGCCUCUACUGGAAAUCAUGGAAUAGCUUUGCUGUACGCUCUCAAAUCUAGUCAAGAUAAGUGCGUCGUUUACGUCCCAACCAGCACAUCACAGGUGAAGCUUGAUCACCUGCAACGACUUGGCGCUGAAAUUAAGAUGAAAGGGAGCGACAUGACAGUAACGAUGGAAUUAGCGGAACAGGCGGCAAAGGAAAAAGGUUGCAUAUAUGUCUCCCCCUGUAAAAACCCGGAUGUGAUUGCCGGACAAGGCACAAUCGCGUACGAAAUUUUCCGAGAUCUACCGAACGUUGAUGCCAUAUUCGUGUACGUCGGAGGUGGUGGAAUGAUCAGUGGAAUAUCUUCUUACGCGAAACACGUUAAUCCGAAAAUUCAGAUUGUGGGAUGCGGCCCAAAACAUUCAAAUGGAAUGGAAGAAUCAAUCAAGGCUGGAAAACCAAUUGACAUCGAAAUAAAGCCUUCGCUUUCAAUAACAGGUAACAUCGGUCUUGACAGCGUAACUUUUCCAAUUUGUCAACGUAAUGUGGAUCGCUGGGUGAACGUUACUGAGGAUGAAAUUGCUGAUGCCAUGUAUUUGAUGUUGGAUGUACAUCAUAAGGCUGUCGAAGGAGCAGCGGGGUGUGUUCUGGCAUCCUUUCUCAAGGUCAAAAACGAUUUCAAAGGUCAAAAUGUCGCUAUUGUCAUAUGCGGAAGUAACGUUAGUCCAAAUAUUUUGAAGAAAGUCAUCGACAAGCAUACAUGAAGAAUUCUUUGAAGAGGCAAUAAUCAGUAAUUUAUUUUUUCACCAUGCCGAAAGUGCACACUCACAAAUUAUAAUAAAUUAUGUAUGAAAAAAUAGCAUUCCAGGGUGAAGGGGACACACGGGAAACCAAAAAAAUGGUUAUCGAGCACUGAGCAGUGGUAACCAAAAUAGUUUAACAGAACAUGAAGAAAAAGUCGAACAAGAUUACAACCUUAUAUGUAUAAAAUACCAAUAGCUAUCAACACGUUAGGAAGUGGGAAUUUUUCUAUGUUUGAUUAUAUUACCAUGCGUUUUUUGUAUUUUCGAUUUCUUAUAUUUUAAAGAUUAGGAUUUUCAGUGGAUCUGUCGGAUCAUUUUCACAAGGUGGUUUGGGUUUCCACCGUGUCAUUUUGACCAGUGUGCUUGCCGUGUACCGUAAAACCGGGUAACUUCAUAUGCCUUGCAACUCCGGAUGAGAUUUUUAAUCGUUUAUGUCUCGACUAAAUUGCGUCAUAUUAUGCUUUCUAUAGCGAGUCCUUAUAUAUCCAAAUCUGUUAUCAUAUUCAAUCGCGCAUUUUAAUUAAUUUUUUAUAUUAAAAAAAACACGUUUUAGCAAAAAAUUGACACCCCGUUUUCGAGCGGCUCAAAUCGUGACGCUAUCUUAACGAAAAAAACUUUACACAGCGACCGCAUGCACCUUAUAUGAACAAACAAGAGAGCUAUGCUCAAAUAUAUGGACA
Messenger RNA from Styela clava, 1791 nucleotides. The record is from RefSeq and is a predicted model, not a curated record. Lineage: Eukaryota; Metazoa; Chordata; Ascidiacea; Stolidobranchia; Styelidae.